Porites evermanni is the source of this 17323-nucleotide messenger RNA. The record is from the annotation of a GenBank genome assembly. NCBI's taxonomy places the organism in Eukaryota, Metazoa, Cnidaria, Anthozoa, Scleractinia, Poritidae.
UAUUAGUGCUUUGAUGUUUACGAUUGAACAACUAAUGAUUAAGUUCAGUAGAAAAUUGGGAUUCCAUGAACCGGUUUCCGAGCAACUGCACUGUGUACAUGGUGGUAUAUACUGAGAUCGUGGUGAAAUAAAUUGUAAGGAUUUCUCCACGGGCAAUGAAGCAAGAAAACAUGGGCUAAAAUGAAACACAUUUUUGGUCGCAGACAUCAUGGUUGCCAUCCGGAGAGUAAAGCGCUUAAUCCAGUUUUCAAUUCUUGCUGCUGUUGUUGCCACGCUGCUUUUGAUUCUUCAAUGGAGAGAAAUAUCGGAUUCAGAAAAGUUCGAUUUGAAGAGGAGAGGUAAGUAAUUAAAAAUGUAAUGUUUAACACGCGUGACCAACUUCACAUCAGUCUUUUAAUGCUGUCAAUUGUUUUGAAUUUACUCCAUGGGUAAUCACCGUGAAAAUCUCCGAGUUAACGUGAGUACACAUCGUCUCUCACAUCUAGGACAACUCUUUGAUGGUGCGAAAGAAAAUGACAAUUUUGGAAGCUUUUUCGCCAAGGUCGAGCGGGAAUUUCAAGUGAGUGAAGUACUGAUGCUAAACAGUGAUACAGUGUACUGCCUUUCUCAUAAUCUUAUAUUGUGCUGUGAAGUGCGCUUGAUAAGUCCUUUCUCAUGUUUAGUGUCCGUUUUCGUGCACUUAAACUUACAUUUUUGCAACAGGAAGUGAGUAAGCUCGUCAAUUUGAGUCUGACAGAUACGUGCUCCGCAUCCUUUUACGAAACUGUCGACAUUCGAUUUCAAAGUCAUGCAAAACAUAUUUCUUUCACCAAAAAGAAGAGCUUAUGGGCGCGAUCCAUUCAACCAAAAUUCAGACCGGUCCGACCGGGAAAAGUGGACCACCUCAAAAGGUGGACCAGUUUUUUCGAAACUUUUCCGGUUGGACCGAACCGAUCCAUUGAGUUUUGGACCGAAAUUUCCGGAAAUUUUGGUCGAAUGGAUCGCGCCCUAUAAUAUAGAUCUUGUCUAUUUUCAAUACUGCUUUUUUCGCCAACACUUCAACUCUAAAAAUUAAAGGAGGAACAUUUUUCCCGAUAUAUUUGAGAUAUAUUAACAUUAAAUCGUGACUCCUCAGGUAGUAUUUAGUUUUUUCAUUCGCAUGAAGUUUCACUCUAGUUAAGGUAUUUUGAAGUAUUAACCUUGGUAUAUGAGGAAUAAGUAUAUGAUCUACACGAUUCAGGGUUUAGUAGAGACCAGGGCGAUAAAAUAAAAGACUUUAUAGUGAGGACGUUUAAAUAUAUCGCGAGUAUGUAGUCGGGAAUCAAGGUUAUUUCCUAGAAUGAUAUUGACUUUGUUGUCGGUAUUGUGCGACCCAUUUCCGGUCCUUUUGAUAUGGUCGUUAUGACUAAUAUAAUAGAAAAUUGAUUAGACUUUUUAAUACCACUGCUACAGAAUGCAAAUUACUGCUAAUCACUUCUUUCCAUUAACAUUUACUGAAAAAUAUUUUCCCAAAGUUUUUGGGUUAUACGAAGCUGAAAGAUCAUUUAAAUCCUAGCCUGCGUAGCUGGCGGUAUUGUGUAGUAGUCGAGUGAGAUUUGGCGGCGGAGCCGUUGUAAUAUAGUCGAGUGAGAUUUGACGGCGGAGCCGUCACGAGCGGCGAAGCCGCGAGAAAUACCUCGUCCCUACUGCUUUUUUUUGGAACACGGCUCCGCCGCCAAAACUUUAAUCUCGCACCCACACAAUACCGCCAGCCACGCAGGCUAUUUAAAUCCAAGAUAAAGACAGAUAAGCUGUGGGAUUUGUCUAUUUUCUAUCUUUGCAAAGUACUCUCACCUGUACAAGUAAAAUUGCUUUUUGUCGUUUGGUAGGCAGAUUAUGCACAUAUAAAAUGGUUAAAUUUAAUUUAGACAGACAGGUACAGAGUCACUUACAUAAAUUAUUUUGCAGAAUUAUAUUAACUUUCUGAUCUUAAACUACCAUAUAUAGCUUUUUAAGCAUUUUUGAUUUUACAGUUUUUUGCAAUUUACCGAAAUAAUUUAUUUUGUGAAAAAAAUGAAAUAAUCAGCUUGUCACGAGCAUGGGACAAAGAAAAAAUCUGAGAAAAAAUCUGAGUCCCUGACACUCUAAAAAUGAUAUUAAGAAGAUUUCUUAUUCUAUAAAAAAGAAUUGAAAAACAAAUCUGAGGUUAAUAUUUUUCUCCUAAAUUAAAAGUCUUUAAUAAAAUAAAUAAGAAAUGAUUUAAAGCAAAAGCGACUCAAUUUCAUUUCAAUUUAAAAAUUAACAUUGUGGGUAAAGUUUAUAUUCAAGGUGAUUUUAUGAAUAAAUGCAAACUCUGCCUCUGCUUUUAGAAUUAUGAUCUCUGGAGAUAAACAGUACUGUAUCCAGUGCUAGUUACCAUCUCCUUUAUUCCUUUAAGCCUUAAGAGUGAUCAGCAUCAAAUUUCUCCUUGUAAUAUCAAUUUUUUGAAAAACAGAGUGGUCAUGAGAAUUAUGGACAUGAUCACACAAGCUGAAUUUACUUGAUAUUUUAUCAACUUCUCCCUACUACAUCUGUAGGAAAUGAAUAGGGGCAACAAUGUGAAUUCAAAUUUUGAUCUUAGGGUUUCAAGGGUUAAUUAAGUCACAUUGCUAACACAUCAAUAACAGAUAAUGGUUUUUGAAGAUUAUUUAGCAUGAAAUUGAAUUCACCAGUAUCAAAAUUUCCAAGCAUGCUAAACGUAGUCAAUUUCAUGGUGGAAAACUGACUAAACUCUUUCUUUACAGAAACAAUUCAACCAUCUAGUUGGAAGUAAAAAUGCUGCUGAUGACAAAGAUGACUGGAAAAGAGCAUUUAACAAGAAAGCUAAACACCAGGCAGAGAUUAACAACAAUUACUACAGUAUGUUACUGAAUGAUUGAGUUUAAGAAAAAAGUAAUAGGCAAUUUUGCUAUUUAUGCUACUUGAAUCUUUGUUUAAUUGGAUAAAAAACUCACCAACAUAAAGAAAUCAUGUUGUUAAUGUAUGCAGGGGGUUUGCUUGUAAAUAUGACAUUUGCCUCUCUUCAAAGAUAUCCAUCAUCUUCUUCACUGACCUGUAAGGGUGGGCGAGGGGCACUCCCUUAUUUUUGUCCAAAAGAGUACAUGUAUGUGGCACUGUAAAGGAUGUGGUUUUAGGGAUCUUGAAUCACCACAGGGUGUACAAUUUGACUCUUCGGUGUCUUGAAUGGGGUGUCCACUUGUGUGGUACCAACACAUUUUUUUAAAAAAUUUAGUUACAUGGGUGUACUUGGUGGGACUCAGGGAACCACACCCCCUUUUUCUGUGAUAUGUUUUCCCCCUCGCUGAAUUUUCUGGAUCUGCCCAUGAAUUAUGUGGUGUGGCAGUUUAUUCUUCAACUCUUCAUCCUGUGAGAAAUGAAUUAAGGUCAUGAAAAAAGGUCUCUUGUCUUAAACAGGCUAGCAAAAUGGUUUCCCUGUUAAGAGGGCAAUGUUCAAAGGCCUUGGCAGCACCUACCCAAACAUGCUCCUAGGAAGGCCUCCAAAAGAGUGUUUCAGCAUUUACAUCCUAAUAAAAAUGUUCACUUAAUCCCACAACCCCAGCAGUAACAGUUUUUAUCAUCUAAUUCUGAUCCCAAGUAUACCGGUAUAUUUUUUAAAUUGCUUUCCAUAUGGUCCAGUGUCCCUUGUCGGUAGACCCCUUGCCAGAUAGUCGAACACAAAAGUGUGGUUAUCAUCUUGAUGCCAAAAUGUAAUUAUUGAGGCCAUAAUGAAGGCAUCUUGCUCACAAAAUGUUCCCAGCAACAGGGAGCAAUUAAGGGAAAUUGUAUUUAGCACACUAUGACCCUUCAGGUCACUCUUUAGAAAGGUGUUGCCAGCCUUUGAGUUUUCUGAACACUUGUUUAUAAGUCCUCCUUUAUAUUUAGGAACUCAUUUUCAUUCAUUUGGUGCUCAUUCACAGAAAAGAGGAAGACAGCCAAUGGAACAAAGAUGAAUCAUGUUGAAAACAGACAGCUCAAGCAAGUGUUCAAUGAAAGCCAAACACCUAACACUACCACCAGUGCUAGAACAAGAACCAAUGCUAGCAUAGAUGUACCUUCAACUUUAUCAAAUGCAUCUAAAGGUCUGGACAAGAGCAAGCCAUUGCAGAAAAAUUCAGGGCCAAAACAUGCUGAUCAUCUUAUACAUGCUUCUCCUACAUGGAAGACCUUUACAUGGACAAAGAAAGUGAGUUGAUUAGAGCUGUCUUAGUCUGUUUGGCAGUUGUAAAGGGUUGGAGUAACCUUUGUAAGUAGGUGCCUGUUAUUUUUAAAACCCAGGGCCGUUACAAAGACGGUCGUAACCUUUUUUUUCCUUCCCCUUACUUUUCUUCCCCUUCCUCACCCACUACCCACUACCUUUGCCUCAUAAAGUGUAUAAAUGCAUAUUUUCCGAGAAUUUUGGGGAAAUUUUUACAUUUUUCGAAAGGAAAAGAAAAAUGUUGUUGGCUCUUAAUCCACUUUAUCUUUUAGGGGGCCAAAAAUAAUAUUAUGUCAUCAGUGGGAGCAGGGAGGGAUAUUAAUAUAUGAAUAUUUUAUUAGAAUUUGUGUCGGCCCUUUUACUAUUUUUUUAAGGGGACAAAUAACAAUUAAAGUAUGUCCUCAAUGGGGGGGGAUGGAGGAUGGAGGGGUUAUUAACUGCAAAUGGACUUUGGUUUGAAAAUUCCUUUCACAUAAUGUUUUAUUUGUUACUCCACUCUAAAGGUUCUUAUUGGGACAAGGUAAGAGUAAGGGUUGAGUAGACUGAAAAGGGGGAAUGUUCAUGUGGGCAUUUUUCUCUUUUCUAAUCCAGUACAAAUCCAGAAUUUGUAUUGGAUUCCAUUUUCUUAUUUCUUGUCUUUUGGUGAAAGCUCAAAAGGGAUGUCAAGAUGAUGUUGCUGUUUUAGGUAAAUUUUGUGCUGAAGUCAUUACCUCAAAUUGCCUUUAUAUAAGACCCAUAAAAAAUGCUCUUGUAGAGUUAUGAAGAAGUUAUCAAACACAUUUCAUCAGGGAGCACCAACCAAGAUAAUCUCUGGGUGAUUUUUACAGCAUUUAAACUUGAAAAAAUGGGCCAACUUUUCAUCCUCUCCAUCCUUUGAAACAGACGGCUGGAAACAGUUUCAUUGCCUAAAUAUUGUCUUAAAUAACAACAAGUUUUGGCUUUUUAAUCAAAAAACCUAAAAAUCGCCUCUAAUCGAUUUUUAUCAUAAGAUUUGGCUUAAUAGCCAGAUUUGGUAAGGUUGUUUUUCGCUGAAAAGUGGUUUUUCUAAAAAAAACACCAGGAACUUUGCUUAACUCAUUCUUCUCCGGGAGUCACUGUACAUGUCUGGCUAUAACGAGCUUUUAAAACUUACCCAAAAGCUGUUUACAGGUCGCACACUUUGCGGCCUUCCGAUCCAGAUGCAAAAUAAUUAUCAGCUUGCGAAGUUCAGGCAUGCGCAGAAAGCAAAAUAUCGAGAUUUUCGACUAGUUGACAGGUGAACGCUAGUUUCCAUAUCUCAAACCGCGACACAGCACUGCAGUCUUGACUUUUUCUUGUCGCUUUUUCUCCUCCCCUAUUCUUUCGCUUUUCUUACCUCUUUUUUUCUUUAGCUCGGCAUUUAGUAGGCUUCACUUUGGUGGGAAAAGCUUUUUAAUAGGAUCUUAGGAUUAGAGAAAGGUAGGUGGGUAGUGAAACAAGAUUUCAAAGAAAUUUUCGGGUCAAUGUUACAUGUUUUUUUUUGCAAUUUUCUUCGUUCUUCUGGACUGAAUCGUGCUCAUUCUGAUAUGGAUGAAAAGAUCUCUUCACCCUGUUCAAGUCAGCGGACAAAGUUAUCCUUGAUCGUUAAAACUGAUGACGUCACAAGUGGUAGAGGGGGGGGGGCGGGGCGGUGGAUCCGCACGGGUGGUUAUGGGUGGUUUAAGGGCGAAUGGGUUUAAAAGAUAGCAAAGAGCAUGACAUAGCUCCUUUGAUUAUUUUCCUGUCAACUCUACAAGUGAUGUAACUAUAAAUAUUUGAUCCUUUUGUUGUAGAUGUUGGGAUCUCUCAAUGUGCAUAUAUGGCAGGCCUGGUGUGGUAGCACUAUUCACGACCUCCGAAGAAACAAGUUCUUUCCCUUGUACCCAGAUGUUCAGCUUACUGUUAAAAAGUUUUUUAUUCGUCACUGGGAAAAGGACUACGGACAGCGAAUAUUUGGCUACAUUCAUCCUCCUCAGUCCGGUAAUUUUGAUAUGUCAGUAAGCUUAACGUUGCUUUAUUUUUAUCUCCUGAAAUUUCACACCGAAGUUAUUUGCGCGAAGGUUUUUCACCCCAGCAACAAACUACACAGUAAGAAAAAACUAAGUUUAUGACUAAGAACAACAAUUAAGAAAAUCUUACCUGUACUCGAUUCGAUCUGCCUUUUUAUCCAACUUUUAUUCAGGUCCACAACUGCCCUUUUUUAUUUCUCUGACCCUCUUUUUUUCUUUGAUGUAAGUUGUUCUGCGACGAACUGCGAAUACGACACCGAGUAACAUUUUUGCGCCUUUUUCGGGCAUACCCAUGGAAGGGUUCGAAAGGAUCCGAAACCCCACCCCCUCCCUAAGGUAACCUGCGAGCAAACUCCCCUGGGGGUACUAUUAAGUAUUUAAAGGAACUCUCCCGAGUGAUAAAUUUAAGUCGAGUUUAACCCCCUCCCCCCACACCCCAUUACAAAGGUGUUGGGUUUACUCCUGAAAACCUCUCCAGACCCCUAAAUUGGACGUUUGAAAUGUGAAAGUCUUAUCUUUUUUUUUACCUAACUAUGUAGACAGAAUACGAGCCUGUAUUUGAGCUGCAGACAGCCUUUUGACGGCGACAUCGCAUUCUAGUGGCAGUAGUUCAAUUUCUUUGUGAUCAUUUUGUAGGCAAUUACAGCUUUGCUAUUUCUUCAGACGAUAGUUCAGAACUUUGGUUGAGCUCGGACGAGAAUCCCUCCAACGUUAAACUCAUAGCUUGGGUUGGGGACCGUACUCUUCUCCAUGGAACUUUUCAAACUAAAAUAGCACAGUUCACAAAGUACAAGACUCAAAUGUCUCGUCCUGUGUUUCUUCAAAAAGGCCAGAAAUAUUUUAUCGAAGUAUUGCACAAACAGGGAAGCCUUCAAGAUCAUGUGCUUGUUGGCUGGAAAAUUCCCGGCAAGAGCCAUUAUAGGCAUCUUUCUGGAAAGUCGAUAUCAUUGUUUAUUGACGAUGAAAGAGCUUCUAAAGACGUUACGGUUUAUGCACAAUUUAUACCGCAAGAUCUUCCCAGUCAUUCACAUUACAGAACUUCAAGGCUUGAUCCUAAUGUUUUCCAAUUUGGAUCUGACGAUUUGCGUGACAAGGCUCACACUGCAGAAUUCGUGGAUGAGCGUGACAUAGAAAAGUUAUUUCCGAGUUGUCCCUAUAAACCCAGCUAUCAAGUGGACUUCAAAUUGAAGCGUUACGAAGGCGUAUAUCUUGUACAUGAUACUGCGAUUUAUCCCGAUGAUCAUACCGACCUUACCCACAUGAAGCAGUAUGACAACUGCGCAUCAUCAAGAUUAAAGGAUUCCCAUGGCAACAGACUCCCUUCACUGGACGUGAAAGAGCGAGAUCAAAGUCUGUACGAAAAUGGCAGUAUAAUGGUGUUUCGGACUGAAAAUGGCUUGGUACCCCUUUCUUUCGCUAAAGGUGCGGCCGAAAUACAGCAAGCCGAAGAAGAAUUACGUGAAAUGCAAAUGGACAUAAGAGACAUAAAGAGACGGAGUCAAGAGGUUGGAGAUGCGCCACCUCGGCCCGUUAAAACGGUGGUACAUUCUAAUGCCGCAUCGGAUUCUGUAUUAGAAAAAGACGUUGAGAAAGUUUUUGAGAUGAAGAAAAAAGCGAAAAGGAAAACUGUGGAGAAAAGAAGCGCGUCGCUGCGCAAUCAGAAAAGUAGCUAUAAUUUCAACAGAGAUAAUAAAAUAACUAAGGAAAAAUUUCAAGGUUCACAGGUUAGAUUAAAGGAAGACAACGCAGGUGGCGGCAACAGACAUACACGUGAUAGAUCACGUGACAAAGACUCCCCCGAUUCUGUAAGAGACCCUUCAAAUGGAGUUAUUGUGACUUCACAAGUUGGAACUCGACGAAAGCUGCUAAGUUACAAUACAGAAAGAGACGCGUCCUUAGUGAACAAACAGAACGAUAAGUCAACUGUGCAAAGCAAUUAUUACCUUGGUGAUUAUCAUUCGUACAAUUCACGUGCUCAGAGAUCUCGAGUAAGUAAUGUUACUUACGUGAAAUUUCGACAGCGAACAGGGGGCGUACAAUAUUACCCGGUGGACAAGGAAGACGAUCAGUUUACACGGAUAAACGCGGCGAGAGAGUUUAUACGCAGGAUGGCCGAGGCGGUGCAACUGUAUAACCAGCACAUUAACUCGCGUACCCUUGCAGAGGCAGUGUACAGGAGAUUUGGACUUAAGAUGAAGAUACCUAACUUAUAUAGAGUCCCUGAUUAUAACGCUUGGAUUUUCCAUCAAAACAGCACAAAAUGCGCAAGCGAUGGAAAUCUCUUGUUGAAUAAUGACGUAAGUAUGUUUGGCUUAGUUAUGAAUUAGGAAAGUGAGGGUCAUUAUACAUUUUUUUUGUUCCUUAUGUAGUUUGGUGUUCCGCCAAACUGCUUUAAGUGACUGCUACUGGGACAAGUGUAGGCCACAUUUCCCACACCUCUUUACCAGAACCAUCCCAUAGCUUUCCCAUAGUGUAAUUCGAGACAAAACCGUCCCAGUCUCUCACGCAACUCAAACAGCUAAACCCAAGUUUGGUUCAGCUGGGUAGGAUUGCUGCUUUGGGUGAACACCAAACAACGGUACUACCCCGCUGUCGUCUCGCAUGCUCAGUAGCUUUACUAUAGUGGCCACACUUAUAAGAUUACAUCCACAGUGUCAUCUACAGAGCAUUUUUUCGCUGUGUGUCCCUCCCCCACCUUGGCCUCGAUUAGUUUUCUACUUGGGGGUGGACAAAUUAUUGUAAUUAUUAACUGGGUGCUUGAGUAAAGUUUUGUCGUUGUUGCUGUUAUUCCUCGAAAAUUAAGUUCACUUUGUACGAUGUACAUCAGGCCGCCUCGUUCCCAGGAUCCUUCUCCUCCAGAGCGAGAGAGACGAGUUCGAGAGGACCCUGGGAACCAGGUUGGUGCAUUAGGAAGGCACUUUUAAAAUCGUUUGUUCCGAGACCGUGGUUUGUCCGUUCUCGGAGUGAAAGAGUUAAGGAAGAGUGGCCUAUUUUAAUUUUUUGUCGCUGAAACUCUGAUUAAGGUUGCUAUCAAGCUGAUAUUAUUUUUUGUAUUAUGCAGGUUGCUGUCAGUGUUGUCAAUAAAUACGUACGCGCCUUGAGAAAAGCUACCGACAGGUACAAAAUCCAUCUUGAUUGAUAAAGCCCUUUCCUUAAAGGGGCUAUGUCACCAUCAUUUUACAUUGUGUAACAGCUAAAACUUUUUUCGCUUCUGAAUCCAUAAUAGGUCCUGUGAAAAAUUCUUUCUUAAAUUAUAGUCGAUAUUCCGAUCUAUACAAAAGAAGAGUUUAUCGAAGCAGUUAAUAUAUGAUAUUGGUUUCCCGUUAAUUAAAUUAAAUGAAAAAAACAACAUCUCUUAAAAAUUUCCUAUCAGAUAAUGAUUCAAUAUUCAACUUAGAUAAUCUAGUUUCGUUUGCGUCAUCACGUUUUAAUAUUCACCUUGUUGCCCUGCUCUGAACAGCCUCUAAUUUACCAGUGUUACGCUUUGUGUGAGGAUUCCACACAAUGUUGUUAUUUAAGACUAUAUUUAAGUUGAAACUGUUUCCUGUCGUCUGUUGCUACGGAUGGCAAGGAUGCAUGGACAUGGAUUGGAAAUUGAAAAAAUUGGGCAUAUAUUUUGCUCCGUUGCCGUGUGUCUGUUCAGCAAAAAGUGGCACACGGACCACAGGCGGGUAUGUCACUGAUGUGUGUCACUUCCACCAAUUAAGUGGAACAUAAAAAUAACUUCUCAUUAUACAACUACAUGAGAAAUUUCUGCAAUUUGAUUGGCUUAGUGCAGUGUUAUUUCCGCUUAAUUUGAAAUACCUACAUUUGAAAAUUACAAAACUUUUGUGAGUAGUAGUAUAAACAAAUAAUAGCAUGUUUUGUACGUGAUAUUUGGCAUAAAUACCAGUCAUGAUAUUUCAAAAUUGUCUCAAAUUUCAGUCUCCUAACGGCUCGUGAAAUUACGUAUAACAAUUUCGAAAUAUCACUCGUGGUAUAUAUGCCAAAUGUCACUACAAAUCAUGCUAUUACCUAUACAAACAUGUAAAGAAGGUAUAAAAAAACACAGUAAACACAAAAGGAGGCACGGAUGGGCAAUUUGACGACGAUUUUAAGGGAUUGCAGUUAUGGUUUUUGAAAACUUGUUAGGGCAACACCUUUUGUAACGUUUGAUAAAGUGUUUGGGAGACAUAGUUGUUUGACAGAAAGCUCUGAUUUUGUCAUCUACAUGCAAUUACUGAUUGAAGUAAGGACGCGUAAUUUGCAUUAAAAAUAAGAUGAACUAGACAGCCAUGACACAGUCCUUCCAAGCAAGAGAGAGAACCCUGAGAACGAGGUUGAGCCCCUUCACAUCUCGCAUAAUGCGCCUUAUUUCCCCCCUCCCCCCCCCAAAAAAAAAAAAUUGCAUAAGAAUUUUAUUAAUCGAAGGUGGGCUAUUGUCCCGGCCAACGUUUCGUUGUUUAUAUUUCAGCAAAUAUUCGUUAAAAGAAAUUAUUGAUGUGGAAGAAAAUCAUGAUGUUAUACAAGGUGACAGAUAUCUUAUUGACGUGGUAAGUGAAUAUUGAGAAGUUUAUUUCAGAAAACCUCUUUACCUUGUGUUGUGUGGUUUGUUAGUACUUACUGUAAGAUAUCCUUGUUUUUUAAAGGAACUGAAAAUGGAGGGGAAAAGUAAGUAUCGUCAAUCAUUAGUUUAUAAUAUUUCAUUAGCUUCGUCUUGCCUUUUAUAUGAUACAGAAAAAAAGGAUAAUAAAAAUGUGCAAAAGCAAAAAAUAAUAAAUAUGGAUAAAGCAGGGAUGCAAUAAAAGCGGUAAGCCAAUUAUAGUGCCCCCGUUGCUUAAAAAACAUGUAAAAAAACAUUAAAAGUACAUAAAUCAAUUGGCCAUUUCCGAGUUCCCCCUGGCCUCUGUAUCAAAACGAGGUUAAGUGCUCAGCCUUUGAUAUGGAAAUGAUUGUUUAUUCCCAUGCAAAUAAAACUCAUUUUCACAAGAAAGGUUGUGCACUUGGCGUCAUUUCGAAAGUGAGGGUUACUUGACUCGGAAGUGGCCUCUUAAAAACAACAAUGGAGACGGACAGACACAGAACGUGAAACGUAACAUGACGGACAGACGGUGUUCCAGGAUCGUGGGUCCUCUGGGUGGUAGCUAUGUUCUAAGGCGCGUCCACAUAAUAUUUAUACAGGAUGGAUUUGAAUUGAGUGCUCUGAAGGUUGCAUGAAAGUUAAAGGUUUUGUUGUUAGCAGUUUUAUUUUAUCAGCAGCGUGGCGCGUUUUAACGCUCGCCGUUUUUCUUCCCGCAGAUUCUUCGGUACGUCUGACACAGUUCGUGUACCAGAAGCUGGGGACUACGGAAUUCUGUUUACCCGAGGCAUUUACCUUAGAUCAACACGCCACGGUGCAUAUUAUUAUACCGGGUUAGUACCUUCACCCAUAAGAGUAUUGGGAAAAGUACGCACAACAAUAUCAGCUACCCGCGAAAAGUUUCCUAGGCUCGAUUACCAGCCGCUGUUCGGGAAAAUGAGCCCGCAAGACCGGACCCGGGAGACGGCGGAAAUCGAGCCUAAAAGUUUCCUUAAGGUGGAUUUCCAGUGUCGCCUUAUUUUUAUAUGCGAACGCAUGUUAAUAAAAUAGAGAGAAUGUAUGAAAAGCCGCACGUACACGUAAAAGUUAAGCUAGGCUACGCUUCCGUUACGUCUCUUACGUUCACGCGCAACCUUCCAAACAUUAGGGAGAGUUAGAGACUCGUUUAAGGCAAACGGCAAACGCGAAUUUGUACCUCGAGACCAAUUUUUCCCUUUACUUCUACGCAAAUUUUAGUCUCACGCCAGUUUUGUCAAUAAGGAUUUUUUUAGACAGUUUUUAUCUACCGACUGCUCAUUUUCUAUUUUGCGAAAAUUUCAACUUGAAUCUGACGUUUGCAAGCGCAAGUUUCAGAAGGCAUUGGAGACCUUAAGGUCGACGUUUGUCCACCUUUCCGCAAACGGCAAACCCGUCGCGUUUUUGUGUUAGCGGGUCCACGUCUGCUCAUAUUUGGGACUUGAGAUUCGCGGGUAGUAGCCUGGGGCUGCUUCACUUCACGUCCACAGUUCAAAAUUAUGUUUCUAUGAAAAAGAAUUCGAUAAUUAAUAAGCGAAAUACUUCUAAACGGCAGUAUUUCCUUUCAAAAGUGGGAUUGUGAUGCUUUAGGCGCAAAAACCUUGCGAAUAAACACUUACAUCUAGAGAGUGACCUAGCCGUGUAAUCGUGAACCUCAAACCGCAAACCUGACGGCAAGGUACUAGUCAAGUGACUUCUUGACUUUCGCGAUUCGCGGGAAAUGCCAGAAGGUCUCUAUUAUCGCCUUAGCGACAAAAAAUUAACGAGUAACGAGUUGUUGAUCCUUUCUUCUUAGCCACUGUUUUAAUCGACGCUGUUUUUAUUUAUUACAGUUAAGAACCAAGGGAAGUGGGUACAGCAUUUCAUUAACAACAUGGUGGAGGUAACAGUUCAUACAGCUGCCUAUCUAUGAAGUAUAAUAAAAGCAACUGCGCACUAUGUCGAAUAUCUAAAGCCCUUUGUCUUCUGUGUCUGUAGUGGAGAAUCCUUUAGGUUUACAUGGGUUUUGUCUGUGUGCAUAAUGGCACCGGUAGACUACAGCCACAUUUGCCAAUUUGACCUUUCCCUCAUUAUUUUAUUCAAAGGAGAAAAAUUAUAAGGACUUUCUGUGAGACAUAUUCUUUGCUCUAAGAAAAUAAAUUUUUAUCCUUCGAUCUUCCUAGAUAAGUCGGGAAGAGGAAGGAACGAGUCGCUUACUCUUUUCCGACUUAUCUAGGGAAGAUCGAAGUGACUCUGCUAGCAGGGUAGUUUAUUCUGCAAAGUGACUCAAUAAAACCCAGUCUAUCUAUCUAUCUAUCUAUCUAUCUAUCUAUCUAUCUAUCUAUCUAUCUAUCUAUCUAUCUAUCUAUCUAUCUAUCUAUCUAUCUAUCUAUCUAUCUAUCUAUCUUUCUAUCUAUCUAUCUAUCUAUCUAUCUGUCUGUCUGUCUGUCUGUCUGUCUGUCUGUCUGUCUGUCUGUCUGUCUGUCUAUCUAUCUAUCUAUCUACUCUCUCAAGUUUUUUAUCUUGGUUUUGUCACAUUUCAGCUGUACUCUGAGACGAAGGACCCUCAUGUCAAUAUUAUCCUGGUGGACUUCAGCAGCACUGAUAUUGAUGUGGUUGCGGCGUUAAAGCGUAGCGGGUUAAAAAGGUAUGUGUUUUUAUUUUUCUUUAAUCAUGUAUACAACUUUUAGAGAGAUUUUCCACUUAACUACUUGUGUCACAAAAUAAGGAAAUAGGCUCUUAGACAGCGCUAUCUAAUCUUUUUGGCGUCGUCAACCAUCACGUUGGUUCCAAACGUGCUGGUCUGUUUCUUUCUGUCAAAGCAAUACAUGUAAACUGAGCUAACCAUUAACUAACCAUUCUUUUAUUUAGGUACAAAGUAAGAAAACUUAAAGGAGCGUUCCAAAGAGCUUUCGGUAUUCAAGUUGGCGCAGCCUUAGUAAAGGUUUGUACAAUAAUUCGCCCCUCAUUAAUAUAUAUUCACGGUGUUCUUUCCCUUGUUGAAGAACAUUGAUUUCAUGAAUUACUGGCGUUCGCGCCGGUUAUGCAGCAUAAGCAAUAGUGACCUUAAGAUACACCGUUUCUGUCUACGGGUACGGUUAGGCGAUCGUGUUGGCCGCGUAGUUAAAUAAAAGGCGACCGUUAUUUCCCAGCUGAGAUGAUGGCGUUACCGUUCUAACCGGUAGCCUACUCGUUUAUCCGGGGUUAGAGGCAAUCUAUCCUUAUUUACGGCUAUGCGUACCGGUUAUUUACCCGUACUCGUACACUGAAACGGUGUAUCUUAAGGUCUCUAAUGUUACCGAAGGUGAGUUGGCCGUUGUGCUUACUCGUGACUUUUUUUCUACCUUUUCAGAAUCCUCGUGACAUUAUAUUCAUGUGCGAUCUUCAUCUACAAAUUCCAAACAAUAUGGUUGGCAUAAUUAGAAAGGUAAGAAGUAGCCGUUAAGUUAACUUAGAAGCUUGAAAAAAGACCUGCAAUUUUAGUAUUCGACUUCCUUCGUCUACUGUAGAUUUAUUGAUUUCAUUGUUAUACUUUUUUUUAUAUGCCGGCUAUCGCUCCGUAUUUACUCGAAUAAGCGCCGCGGUUCGUAUUAAUUUCACCGCUCAAAUGUUCGAGGGUGGCGUUAAUUAGAAAGUUGGACGCGACAAAGAACUGUCUUAGCUACAGUUUUAUUAUUUUGCUCAUUAAACUAACAGAGUUUUAAAACGUCUUUUGUUGAUUUUAUCAUAUCGGGGCUUUUUCGAGGACGGCGCUAAUUUAAUUUUUUUUGUCCCAAACGCGGCGAUUUUAAGAGGGCAGCGCUUACUCGAGAAAACAACAUACAUUGCACUAACACUCAAGUGAAACAACCCAAGGCUUUGGGGUUUAGACUUGCUCCCUGUCGACCUUUCAUAAGUUCCGAUCCAGAACGAGCUCUUGACAUUGUUUAUACAUUGAAUACAGGUUUUCAUCAACUUGGCUUUUGUGUGAUUUUUUUUUGGUUUUGGUUUUCAGCAUUGUGUUCUCGGUAAGAUGGCAUUUGCUCCAAUUGUGGCCCGACUUCAUUGUGGCUUCUCACCAUCAUUACCUUAUGGUAAAUACUUUUUCUUCUUUUCUAACAACCACAGCCUAUCUUACUCUGUCGUCAUUUCUAGGAUCUCUACAAGGAAAAGAUCGCGUGUAUCCUUUGUACCAGAGGUUUUUUUCUCGCGUAUAGUGGAAUGCUUCGGUGUCGUCCGCAGGACGACAGAUCUUCGGCGGCAGGCCCAAGCAACAAGCGGUAAAGUCGUGCGGGUCACUAUAGAGACUUCACUGGAAUCCUUAAACCGCGCAUGAAAAGUCUCUUACAACUUGGUAACGCCAAACUUUAUUGCCAUGAUUACCCACUGAACUACCGACAGCCUUAGUACUAGGAUCUUUCUAGCGAAAGCAUUUCACGUGGAGCGUUGUAGGAUCUUCCUCUUGCUAGGAUUUCCUACCUGUCAGCUAGGAAGAUCCUUGUACGAGGUCAGCGAAGAACAUGUACAACCCUUUGCAUGUAAACUGAUUACAGAAAACAUAUGGCGCUAAGAUGAUCUACCUCCUAGGAUCCUCCUCCCUCCAUGUAAAAAGCCCCUAAAAUAAACUAUGUAAUCAACAACUGAAAACAAACACAUUAUGUUGUAUCUUUGUCAGCUAUGCCAGCUUAUAUUUGAUUUGCUUUGUCAGGUUUUUGGGAGCUUCAGGGUUAUGGUCUGUUUGCAAUGUAUAAAGCAGACUUUACUCGUGUGGGUGGAAUGAACUUCAAGGAAUUUCGUACCACAUGGGGAGGAGAAGACUGGGAACUACUUGAUAGGUAGGUCUGGCAUGCGUAGGCGCAACACUUGAAUUCUCCAUUUACACACCUCCCACAAUGCACCUUUUUUGCCCCCGCCCCUCCCCCAAAAAAAGUUGUGCAUAAGCAGUGUCUUCAAUUUCUCUUGGACCACUGUAAUGCCCAGGAGAAUUAAAAACAAAGGUUAUGCAAAAUUCUGGAUGGCAAACAAGGUGUAUUAUGGGAGAUGUGCAAAUGGUGAAUUUCUGAUUUCUGUGGACGAACAAAGCGUCCACUAGUGAUCUGGGAACGAGAUUAACCCAGAAAAGAAAGGGUAAGGACAGACACGCUUUCUUGUAAUGCUUUUGUUAUUGGUUGAAAGGAACUGACCAUUUUGUUUUAAUUAGGUAGCUAACAAAAGUUAAGGUUAUAUUAGUCCUUUUAUUUCCCUCCCAGUUUCCCUUGCCCUGGGAGACUCGCUCUGGGUUUUGAUGUGCCUAGUCCCUGUGCAAGAAAUCCGCCAAGAUAAACACAGCUCGUAGUUGACGUGAUGCCUACUGUUUGGCACAUUUCACUUUCUCUUGAUUGGUUGACCCGCUUUGGGUUCUUAUUUACCGACAGAAUAACCUCAGGAACUGUUAGGGGAAAUUCGUUCGUUCCAUGUAUCCAUGUAAAUUUCCCCGAGGCAAUUUCAUUUGGGGAAAAUCGGUAACACAUAAUGCCGAGGAGUUGCUUCCCCGUGGGCAAGAUCAGUUGUCGCACGGUUAGAAGAACCAACCAGCUAUUCAUCGCUUAACACGAGUUGCUUGUUUUCUCCGCUUGGUUGCUGGUGUAUAAUUUUCCAGCCUUUCUUAAAGUCGGGUGCUUUCUCGAGCUUGGGACUAAUUAAAUACAAGUUUCCCGCCCUUUUCUAACACAUGCUUCAGGUCACGUGCCCGCCACCAUUUGCAUGUUUUUGCUUUUGUUAACGAAUAUUCUGUGGACUUCUGGCUUGUGCUUACUGUAAGGUGUUUUAAAUCUAUGAACAGAGUUUUGCUCUCGAAAAUGGAGGUGGAGAGGUUGCGCGUUGCCAAGUUUUAUCAUUAUUUUCACUCGAAGAAGGGAAUGUGGGGAACAAGAAACAUGUUUAACGCACGCGGUGUGUGGCAACGUUUCGAUGAAGACACUGAAAUUAUAACUCUUUACAACGAGACGAGAGGGAAAGAAGAGGCAAAACGAAUCCCCCGGUUUUAUUGAAGUGACCUCUACAAUGUAGGCUCAAGUCGAGACUUUGAAAAUAAAUGGCAAAUGAAAUGUUGGUGUUACAUUUAGAAGAUAUAAAAUUGAGAUUUUAAUUUCAACGUAAACGUUUUAUAUCUGAGCGGUUCAAAUGCUGAUGCACGAAAAUGUUUUCAUCUGUAUCUAUGAAGACAUUUACAAUGGGACACGAUAAACUUUAUAAGAGUGUAUUAAUUAAAAAAAGUGUUGAAAAUCACAUUUUUUGAAAGCCUUAAUUUGAAAUUUUUUUGUGGCUCACAUGCCAACAUUCCCGGCGAUGGAGGUAUUGACCGGGAUGCUCGUCGGAAAAUUAAAAUUAAUCCCCCUAAGGAGACCAAUGUGGUUAUGGCUCAAGCUUGAACUGACCCCUAAUUGUCUUCUUAAUUGCCAAAUUGCACUCCACUCAGUUCAAUUACCAUUAUUUAAGGGUCUGUGAACAGGCUAGUUGCCAACUAACGCGCGAAAAUCUCGGAUUAUUGGAUUCUUAGAUGAUAACAGACGAUAUUCCUGUGUUAUUAAAGUAAUGAUUGAGAAGUCUGAGAUG